AUGCCUGCGACCCUGCUCUGUGGCCGACGUUUAAACAAUCCUAAAAGGAGCUUCUCAUUGUGUCACGAGGGCUUUGAGGCUACUGGCUUUAGCCCUGAGCUGGUAAUAUCAGUUGAUAAUGGGAAAGUUACCGCAGAACCAUUAGCCGGCACCCGAUCAUGCAUCGGAACGGAGGCUGAAGCAUUAGCCCAGGAGUUACUUAAUGAUCCCAAAGAGAUUGUCGAACACGUGAUGUCUGUCAAAGAAUCGAAACGUGGUAGCGUUCAGCAUCUCGGAUCCCGUGUGACGGGAGAUCUAUCUCCCGAUAAGUAUAUAUGGGACGCUUUUAACGUUGCAUUUCCGUCCAUAACAGCAUCUGGUAUCCCAAAGCAGGCAGCUAUUGAAGCCAUUCAGCGCCUCGAGAAAAAACCAAGGGAGCUCUAUGCAGGAGCUGUCUUUAUGUUGGAAGAUACAAAGUCCUUCGAGGCUGCGCUUGUUCUCCGCACUGUAUUCCAAGAUAGGCAUCAUCAGUGGAUUCAAGCGGGAGCUGGGGUUAUUUCGCAGUCACAUCCGCAGCGGGAACUGACCGAGACGAGGGAAAAAAUGGCGAGCAUUGCCCCAUUCGUAGUUGCAGAGGCCAGAAACUAA
Molecule: messenger RNA, 627 nt
Organism: Aspergillus tanneri
Lineage: Eukaryota; Fungi; Ascomycota; Eurotiomycetes; Eurotiales; Aspergillaceae
Exons: 2
Coding region: 1-627 (208 amino acids)
Biological process (GO): L-tryptophan biosynthetic process
Source: RefSeq, a predicted model, not a curated record